Messenger RNA from Microplitis mediator, 1015 nucleotides. RefSeq names its product cuticle protein 2-like. NCBI's taxonomy places the organism in Eukaryota, Metazoa, Arthropoda, Insecta, Hymenoptera, Braconidae. The transcript is spliced from 3 exons. Bases 100 to 648 code for a protein of 182 amino acids. The record is from RefSeq and is a predicted model, not a curated record.
GGCAGCCGUUAGAUAGAUGCGAAUCUCUAUAAAUUGAAAGAUCUAAGCUCCGAGAAGGCAUCGACGCAGUCCCAGUGUCUUAUUGACUCUACAUCAAACAUGUUUCAAUUGACAGUCUUAGUGAGUUUGUUGAGUGUCGCUUUGGCGUCACCUCAAUGGUACCCAGGAGCACAUGCAGGAUACCAUGGAGGAGCUCAUGGUUUCGCACAUGGUGCUGCUGCACCAUUGGGACCCGACGGUCGGGUAGUUGACACUCCGGAAGUUGCGGCAACGAAAGCUGCUCAUUUGGCAGCUUUAGCUGAGGCAUCUGCUCGUGCACCCCAAGGACCUGCUGACUACGAUCACCAUGACGGAGCUUACCAUGACGCAUGGAAUGCACCCAAUCCCGCCUAUGCCCCAGCUCACUUGGGACCACGGUACCACGGACCACCAGCACCUUUGGGACCCGACGGCCGUGUAGUAGACACACCGGAAGUCCAGGCUGCCAAAGCCCAUCACUUUGCUCUGUUCAACGCAGCAGCUCAAGCCGCCCCAGCAGGUCCAGCUCAUGCUCACGCUCCAGCAUAUCCAGCUCACGCGGACUAUGACUCAGGUGCUUACAAUCCCGCGUGGGAUUCUCCUGCUUGGAACACUCACUCUCAUUACUAAUUAAUUAAUCAACUUAUCCAUCAGUUUAAUUACUGACUUGUUGAUUAAAUAAUUAAUAACCGAAACUUAACUUACGGACACCGAAACUCGAUGGAUUUUUUAUUGACUGUUUUCUUUUGAUAUAUUUAGAGAUCCUACCUCACGGAAAGUUAAUCACUUUCUAAAUAUUUCGAUCUUUUGCUCAUCUAAUUUUAAUGCCUAACAUAUCUAUAUUUUUUAUAUGGACAAAAAAUUGAGCGCUGCCAAAAUUUAUGCAUUUAUAACACUAAGAAAAGUGAUAACUUUGUUAUGUAAAAUUGAUGUUUUAUAAUUUUGUUUUUUUUUUUUAUAAAUUUGUAUUAAAGUAAACAAACAAUAAAUAAAUUAU